Molecule: messenger RNA, 930 nt
Organism: Saprolegnia diclina VS20
Lineage: Eukaryota; Oomycota; Saprolegniomycetes; Saprolegniales; Saprolegniaceae
Exons: 1
Coding region: 12-854 (280 amino acids)
Source: RefSeq, a predicted model, not a curated record
GCGCUUUUACCAUGUUCUUUGCACCUUCAACGAGCAGCGCCGACCUGCUUGCGCUCGAGAACGACCGCCUCCGCCUCCAGCUGCAAAAGGAGCAAGCGACGAUCCGGUCGCUCCAGACGCAGCUGCAGUCCCUGCAAGCCACGGCCGCCGAGGCCACGUCCAACCGCCUCGCCCUUGAACGCGAGUACGCGACGCUCAAGUCGUUCAUCACAAGCGCCUUCAACCUCCCCAAGCAAUUGCCGCGCCUCUUAGUCACGAGCGUCGUCCCGAGUGCCAAGCCGGCGUCGCCGCCACGACACCGCACCUCGCGCGCCUCGUUCCUUGGGCCGCUCCUGGAAGAAACCGGCGACAGUGACAGCGACAUGGACGAGCCAAGCGUCGUCGCUCCCAAGGCGUCGACCAAGGACGCGGCCACGGUUUUGGCGCAAAGCGCUGCCAACCUCAUGACGUUGCGCCGGUCGUCGUCCGAGCGUGUGCUCCGUGACAACUGGUGCGAAGAGCCCAUUGUGGCGCCGGCGCCGCUCUCGCGGGAUGCAUGGAACAAGCUGCUGCUCGACUGGGCCCAAGGCGACACGCGCAAGCACGCGUACCUCUCCGACUGGCUUUCUUACCACUUGAACGGCCAGCGCCAUGCCUCGCCGUACGCCAACCCGCGUGUCGAGCUCAAGUCGCUCACACCCGCGCAGCUCGACGGCUUCAAGCGGCUCGUGCUCCCUGCUCUACGCGCCGCGCGCCCGGACCUCGACGUGCGUGGCUACAGCAAAGACUACAUUGGUCAUAGUCUGCGCAUCGUGCUGGACGGACCUAGUACGUCCCCGAUGCGGUCGUCGCUCGCGUCGAUUGCCGAGCGCUAACGUGUCUAUUUUGCUAACUUAUCCAUUUCUGCCGCUACUAUAUUAUGUAAAUUCAACCAUGUUUCAUGUCCACGAG